AGUUCGAACAAAGGUCUUUUCACGAUUUCUCAGCUUUUAAAGUGAGUUUAUAUUCGUACAUGAUGAAGCCGUCGGCCAUGACUUAAAAUUAUAACGUAAAUACCAUCAAAAUACGUCACCGAAACUGCAAUGAAUUUAUUUAUAAACAGUAUAAAAAUGCGGGGUCAAAGAAAGUGAAAUUGCAUUUUAUUUGGGUACAUUAGCCAGACAAAGUGGAUUAGCAUGAAGUCGCAUUGUCGUUGUGUCCAAUUUCUGCUUAACAAAUUAUAAUUAAAAAUGUAUGGAUCAGCUUCAUAGCUUCUCUGUCACCUCAAUGAAUGUAAUUAAUAAUCGAUCAAUGGACUUCGAAUGUCCAACACCGCCCGGCAUGCUCGCACGCAACAAAAACUUGACAUUUACCAGUCAGCCUGGAAACGAGUCGGGAGCAACGGGUUUACGCCAUUAAAAAAAAUAUCCCAUCAACGCAACACGUCCCGAACGUACAUAAAUUAAAAAAUAUAAACAAUAUUAUAGUUGUCUAUCUUCGUACAUAGAUAAUGCUAGGGUCAGCUGGCUGUAUGCUUUCAUUUCAAUAUCAUUCUUAGUCGAGACAUCGCGUCAAUCAAACGUCAAAUUAUAUUUUUUUAAUUAUUUUUUUUAAGCAUGCGACCUCUGUAUGCAAAUUAAGUAUCGAUCGGUCGGCGGGUUAUCGGUGCAUUCGGUUUAUUUUUUUUUAUGAAAAUCGAUAAGGGCUUUGGAAAGAUGGUGAAGAGUCGGUGUGAUGCGCGGCCAGUGAAAGCUUACAUCAUGAGUGAUUUGCUGAAGAAGUUCGAUCACGACACGAGGAAUGACGUCGUGCAGGUCGCCGUCGCCAUCGCCGGCUUCUACCUUGGCAUGUUUUGUUUGGAGUACGUGGACACGGAGUACAGUUUAUGGCUGACCUGGUUCCUGAUGCCGGUGAUCGUGACCUUCCUACUGCCGGCAGUCAUCAUCGUACUUAUAUACAUCAGCGCCAUCAUCUUCCAUCUCUACAGGCUGUACCGGAUGAAGGUGGUGGAUGGCGUGCAGCCAGACUGGAAGCAAGCGGCGCGGCUGGCGGUCUGCGCGCUGUGGGACGCGCACGGCUGGCUGUGGCAUGGUUACGACAUAAAGGGCAUUGAGAACAUCCCUGAUGGGCCGUUCCUGGUGAUCUACUACCACGGCGCGUUACCCAUAGACAUGUACUACUUCAUAGCCAGGAUGCUGCUGUUCAAGAGGCGGCAUAUACACACCGUGGCUGAUCGGUUCAUGUUCAAAAUACCUGGCUGGGCGACCCUCUUGGAAGGUCUGUGCGUGAUCCCGGGCACGGUUCAGACCUGCGCGUCGGUCCUCCGCAGCGGGAACCCCCUGGCGAUAUCCCCAGGCGGCGUGUACGAGGCGCAGUUCGGAGACCACUACUACCGCCUCAACUGGCGGAAUAGGAUCGGGUUCGCGAAGGUCGCGCAGGAGGCUAAAGUCCCCAUAGUCCCAAUGUUCACUCAGAAUGUUAGAGAAGCGUUCCGCACAGUGGGCUGGUUGCGCGGCGUGUGGCUCCGGAUCUAUGCCGCGUUCCGCAUGCCGCUAGCUCCCGUGUACGGCGGGUUCCCCGUCAAGCUCAUCACGCACCUAGGGAAACCCAUACCUUACGACCCCGAGCUUACCCCAGAACAGCUGCAGAAGAAGGUCGCAACAGCGAUUGAAGAACUAGUAGAAGAGCACCAGAGGAUCCCGGGCAGCAUCCUCCAGGCCUUGAUGGAGAGGAUCCACGAGAUUCCCAAGAAGCGGAAACACAUAGAAGUGCCAGUCACCAACGGCAAGUGCCAGAACGGUACUCUAAAAGACAGCCCGAGCGAAAAGGCUAAAGUAUCAUAAGUAAGAGACUGAUUUUUUUUUAAUUCUAGUGAAGAUUUGGCUGUUAUUUUAUUAACGGCCUGUAGCUGUGUAGCGAUAGCUUGAGUGUUGGCUUGAACUCCAAAUGUUUCAGUGUUUUUUGGUUACUUGCAAUUUUAGCCUGCCAUAGAUGGUACAAGGUGUUGUAAAGAAAAAUGUUUGGUGUUGGCAAUUGGCAUGGUUUAUGAAACAGAAUUGAUUUAGGCAAUUAGAUCAUGGAAUUAUAUUGAACACGUAUCUUUUGUUUUUCAAAAGGUAGAAGAAAUAAUUGGAUGGAGGUAUAUUAGUUCAGAAAACAACGUGGUUAUAUACUUGAAUCAUCUUUGUGACAUGCCUUUGAAACUGAAAACUUAUUUUAAAUUUAUUUAAAUGUAAAAUAAUUAAAUUAAUAGUAAAUAAUACUUAAAUUUCGAUCCAUAGACAAUUUUGCCAAAAAUACCUAUAAUAGGCACCUUAGAAAACUUUCGACUGUAAAUUGACAGAUUAUGAUAAUCUGUGCACAUUUACUUGAAAACAAAUGAGUUUCUUAAUGAGAUUGCAUUUAGAAUUUAAUAAAACAUCCCUAUAGUUAUAAACCAUUACUGUGUAGUCAUUUUGUUUAUAAAAACUUAUGAGUAAAUGCCAGGCUAAUACUCAAUGUUUAAUCUGUAAUAAAUGACGAAUGAUGGAUACUUCACAACUACGAGUACUGGCCAAUCUUUAUAAUACUACUGUAGGUGUGUAUGUAAAAACUCCUAAACGGCUGGACCGAUUUUAAUGAUGUUGUUGUAUCUGUUUGGGUGGCGACCUAGGUGGUUUCGAUUCACAAAUCAGGGCCCCAAUUCAUUGUAUUGACCGUGAGUGUUCCGCCCCGUACUGAAUUUUCAAUAUUGUGUUGGAAAAAUGAAUAUUAAUAUUUUAAUCCUAUUUCCAUUCAUUCAUCGGAUAUGUAAAUAGCGGGAUUGUGGCCCUGGUCGGCUAGUUAUAAGUUAAUGGCCAAAAACGAAAACUUGGUGGUUACAGUUUUAUAGCUAAUUAAUAUAGUUAGCUUAAGCGCUGGCUUUGACUGCGGUACGGGAAUAUAUGGCCAUGUACCCAUUGACCAUAGAUUGUGAAGUUAGCCCAUCAUUGGCCAUUUCAUACAAUAGCCAUAAAUCUAGUUUUAAGUUUCGCUUGACUGCUGAGAGUUAGAAAUCUUAUUUGACUUACAUUUAAUUUAGUCUAAAAAAUAUUUUUGUGUAUAAUUUUUUUCGAAAUAUAUUUUUAAUGUGUCCAAUCAAAUAGAAAUUAUGAAUGCAUUCCUUUGUAGCUUUUAUAUUGGUUAGUCGAUUUUUAGUUUAACGAAUUUGAUUUAGUCGAAUUUACAAAAAUAAAUAAUUUUGACAUAUCUUAAGUACGUAUAGUUACUCAAAUGUGAUAAAAGAGUUUUUCAAAUUCUUCAAUAGUUUAAAAAUUACGAAGACAUUUUGCGAGUCAACAAUUAAUUCGCAAUUUUGCCUUUCUAUCGUUGUACGUGCAAAGAGGUAAUACGUAACAAAAUGGUUUAAAAGCGAUAGUAUUUUUAUGGAAUAUUCUUUAGUGCAAAAACGCAUUUGGCUUAUAAAUAUUUAAAUAUAAAUAACGUUCAAAAUGUAGAUAAGUAGUCCUAAUAUUGAUUCAAAGAUACAAAAUAAGCAUUUUAGUAAACAAAUUAUAUUAGUGUAUUUAAUGUUUAGUUUAAGACCGCUUCGGGCAGACUUCGUGUUUCCCGAGCGGAGCCGAAGUGAUACGAACACGCACGAAGGUAAUUCGUUACCUUUGAAUAUAUAUUUUUCGCGCUAUUUCUGUAGCUUCAUGGAGUCACAAAUUGGUCUUUAUUUCAUAGACCAGGGGGUAAUCAGCUCUUAAAGUAAGAUCUUUGCGUUAUGUGCAAGCGAGACGGCACAUAUUGUAUAGCGUUUUCUCUUUUUCGCAAUUGCAAUCGUCUUGCUUUAAGUAGUGUUGUUAGACCCUUAGAUACUGAAACAAGUGUUAUUUCUAUAAGCGUUAACUAUGUUCCAAUCACUCAAAUAUAUGUGAUAAACACUCAAAAAUAGACAUUAAAUGAAUCCGUAUACACUUCAGACAUGUUAUGAAUAAAAUUUUCGCACGUUGUCAAACUAUUUCGCACUUUAUGCGCAUAUGUAUAAAGUCUGUUUUUGAAUGUCAUAAAGAAUCGCGCGAAGUUACGGUUCGCGAACUGUGUGCCAGCUCUGAGACACGUGACGAUUUUCCCAUGUCAAACACAUGGCACUAGGCAGUCGUAGAAGCUAAAAUAGCUUCUAUUUAAUUAAACAUAAGGUAUGUUCAUGCGUGUCAAAUAAUAGGUCUAAAUAACUAGGUAAUGUUGUAAACGCCUGCCUAGUUUAAUGUUUAUAUAUAAAAUACUGAAAAAUUUAUAUACUAAUACUAUGGAUUAUUUGUAUCACCAUUGACACAAAGUACACUUUAAAUAAUUGUAUAAAAUAUUGUCAAUAUUAUUUUCUUCUUGAAAUCUUUAAUAAUAUUUAAGUUGGUCUUGAGAAAUAUUAUUAUAUUUCUUCUAGUAUACAAUGAUUAUUAAAAACGCUUAAAUUUUAUUUCUAAUGAGGAUAAAGACAGUUAUUUGCAGACAAAUACUUGUGUGAUGUUCCCAUCAUUUGUUCUGUGUUUGGGUGUAAUUUGUCUAUAAUAUGUAUUUAUUUGGAAAUAUCUAUGUAUGUUUGUCAGU
Trichoplusia ni (cabbage looper) is the source of this 4594-nucleotide messenger RNA. Its product is annotated as transmembrane protein 68. Lineage: Eukaryota; Metazoa; Arthropoda; Insecta; Lepidoptera; Noctuidae. The record is from RefSeq and is a predicted model, not a curated record. Gene Ontology annotation, molecular function: acyltransferase activity. Gene Ontology annotation, cellular component: membrane. The transcript has 7 exons. Bases 715 to 1869 code for a protein of 384 amino acids.